GCCAUACAGUGUUUCGUUUGGAAGAAAGAUGGUCAGUGAAUUUAAUAAGUGUUACAAUCUCACUGAGAUUUUUACGGAAGAUGAAGUCGAUGUUAUAAUAAGAAAAGCGUUAGGUAAUGGACAAUGGAGGCUAGUGAGGAGUGACUUCAAGCAGAUGUCUGAUGGGCUUACGGGUUUUCUGGGGGAUCAUAUUAAGGGUGCUCUGCAUAUCGAAGCUGAUGGAAGAAUAUUCACAUUGUUCAUCUUUAUAAAACGAAUGCCAAGGAAUAACAAACCUAAAGCUGAUUUUAUUACGGAGCAUAAUUAUUAUAAGAGGGAACGAUUGGUGUUUUCAUUAUUUGGAAAUUUGGAGGAUUUUGAUUCCAACCCGUGGAUUCCUAAGGGAUACAUUUACACCGAUGAGUUGUUGGUAUUGCCUGACCUCAGCGCCGAAGGAUAUGCCUCGCGACAUCAUCUAGACACCUUAGAUUUGUCACAUGUCUUGAUAACUGCUACUUCCUUAGCCCGCUUCCAUGCUGCAUAUGCGAACUAUGAGUCUAAAAAGUGUGUGAAUAAUGUUCCAUACAAUAUACUGAAUGAUUAUGGCGAUAUCAUGGAAGAACCCACAUUCAAAGAAUCUCCAUGGUUGCGAGCAGCUGCUAAGCUCACAGCGAAUUUCUUAGCGACGUUUUCUACUAAAUACAGAAGUGUUGACUUGGAGAGUGUGUUAAACGUGUUGUAUGUAGAAGCUUGUGAUAGUCUCAGAGACUACGAAGACACCGUAAACGUCCUUCUUCAUAAAGAUUUAUGGAUGAACAACAUAAUGUUUAAGUAUGAAAAUGGUGUUCCAGUAAAUGCAAUAUUAGUCGAUUUUCAGUGUCUAAGAUAUGCCCCUCCAGCCUUUGACUUGAUGGUUUUCCUGUAUUUGACUACUUCAAGGAGUUUCCGAGAGAAACACGAAGGAGAAGUCUUGCGUCAUUAUUAUAAUACCUUUUGUAGCUUAUUAGACGAUAAAACAACAGAAAGAAUUAGAAAUUUGGGAUAUGAUAAAGAAGAGUUCUUGGAUUGGUGUAAUAGAAGCAGAAUGUUUGGAAUGUUGGAAACUAUUACAAUCUUCCCGUUCGUGCUGAUGGAUCCAAAGACUGCUGAGAAGACUUUCGAUGAUCCUGACACUUAUGCUAAAUAUUUGCACGAAGAUAGAUCGGAACCGGUGAUAGCUUAUGCCAACAAGUGUUCAGUUUACAAAGAACGGCAGGUGGAAGUCUGCGAAGAGUUCGUUGAAAGAUAUGUGUUAAAUGAUAUACGUCAAAUGCUUGUCGAAGAUUAAUAUAUUAGAAGAAGCAGAUUUUAAGCUGCGAGUACUUUAUGUCGUAACAUUUUACAUUCGUUAGAAGAUUUAAUGGGUGACAGAAGGUUAUUAAAGAUCAAGGUGGUGAUAGGGUGGUGAUCAAGGAAUAACUGUAGAUCGAAGAAUAAAUCAGCUCGACGAAGUGAUAAUAUUAUUAUAGUACCUACUACAUUAGUUGUUUAUAUUGGCCCAGUCAUAGGAAGGAAUGGAUAUUAUACCCUUUAGAAGGAUGAUACCGCUUCAUUUAGUGAAUAUUAUAAUUUUACAGUUAAUGUUGCUUUACAGUUCCCUAUAGGGAUCCCCAGAGGGGGUGAUAUCGGGCAGGCAGCCGAUCCUAAAAACCAUGGUAAAAGUUAAGCCAAAUCCUUUCAGCAACAUACUAGUUAAAGUAUGUUACGUUAGUCCUAUAUUGGAUCAAGAUAUAGGUGAGAGGCAGGAAGUUUUCUCUAAAAGGGCAAAAAGAAAGCAGAAAAUUGGACACUGAAUGGCUUAACGAGUUGUGGAAAGAGAAAAGUGCAAACAAAUUAUUUGGAAUGUAUUGUCUUUGAAGACGCAAAUUUAGAUUUCGAGUAACAGUAGCACUGAGUAGUUACUCGGACUUUUGUCGAUUUUUAAGUUAAUUAUAUUGCAAUGCUUAAAUAGAAUUAUUUAUGAUAAAUUUUGAAUUCAGAUUAGUUUUAUAUCAUACUGAUCCAUUUUCUAUAAUAUUUCUCAAUUUUGUUUUGUUAUAUUGUAUCGUUAUUAAAUGUUUUUGUUGAUUAUA
This is a messenger RNA of Manduca sexta (tobacco hornworm), 2090 nucleotides long. RefSeq lists its product as uncharacterized. Lineage: Eukaryota; Metazoa; Arthropoda; Insecta; Lepidoptera; Sphingidae. The coding region runs from base 29 to 1306 and encodes 425 amino acids. The record is from RefSeq and is a predicted model, not a curated record. The transcript has 2 exons.